ACAACAAAAGUCAUGUUAACAUAUAACCUCGUGUAAUGUGUGUUAGUCAAAAUCAAAAUAUUUUUUAGUUCAUUAUAAUCUAUGAAGAAUAUGAUUUUUAUUUUUUUUUUAUAAUAAUAACUAAUGGAAAUGGGCAUGGAUAAUAAUUCGACAAAUUCAAUCCCUAAAUUGAAUUGGGAUGAAUUAAAGGGUAGUAUAAAUCCCGAAAAUAUAAGUAAAUACGAAAGUAGUAUAUCACAAGUAAAUGAUGUAUUAGAUGCUUUUUUUAUGAAUAAUGUUUAUGAUAAACUGACUGUAGCUGAACAAAUUAAAUAUGAUUUAUUUGCUAGUUACGCGUUAUGUUCUUUACACUGGAUAUACAUGAGGAACAUUGGCAAAUGUCCUGUAAAAAAUGGAUUAAAACAAGAGCUAGACAAAAUUAAGGAAUAUUCAAAUCGAUUGCAAGUUAUUGAAGAUCGUAAAAAUCGGCCCAAAAUACAGAAAGAUGCCGCAAAACGAAUGGUUAAACAUGAAUUAUGGCAAAAUGAUGUUCCUAAUAAAAAAAUUAAAUUUUCUGACGAAUAAAAUUUUGUACAAAAAAAAAAAAUUAUUGUAGAGUUUUGAACCAUGGAUUUUUAUAUUGAAUAUAGUGCAAAUGUAUGAUUUUUCAAAAUAGGCUAAUCAAAUGAAAAGUUUUCGAAUAAUUAAUUUCCAACAAGCUGGAAAUUGUUUUAAUACCUUUAUCGAAUCCUAAAUGCGUGAAAUCCCAGCUUGCGCAAUUGCUUAGUCCGAGUUUGCGCAGUUGCAUACCUCCUGGGAUUGUGCAAACUCGAAUUACAUUCAUUUAAGACCAAAUAAAGGUUAUAAAACGACUCCCAGCUUACUGGUAAUUAAUUCCUCAAAACACUUUUUAUGGACUUUAUUUGAUUAGCUUAAAGAGCACAUGGUAUUUAAUUUAUGGUAUUUAAAAAAGUAAAAC
Chrysoperla carnea is the source of this 958-nucleotide messenger RNA. Its product is annotated as nuclear nucleic acid-binding protein C1D-like. NCBI's taxonomy places the organism in Eukaryota, Metazoa, Arthropoda, Insecta, Neuroptera, Chrysopidae. The transcript has 2 exons. Gene Ontology annotation, molecular function: RNA binding; DNA binding. Gene Ontology annotation, cellular component: nucleolus; exosome (RNase complex). Gene Ontology annotation, biological process: regulation of gene expression; maturation of 5.8S rRNA. The record is from RefSeq and is a predicted model, not a curated record. Bases 124 to 564 code for a protein of 146 amino acids.